GUACUGCCAGUGCAGCAGUUAACACAAUUGUGGUGCUUUUUAGCCUUGGCGGCGUUUGCAGAGCUGUAAUUCUACCUUUUACUUUAAUGUUCCCGAACACAACCCACAACAUAAGUAAACCAUACCUCCCUUCUUCACUUCUUCGAUCAACUUCUAUCUCCAAAAAUCAUUUUGAACCUGGUGAAUUCGGCAUACUAUUUUCAAUUUUCUUAAAAUCUGCUUCUCCUAUGACUUUUGCUACUUUCGUUUUGAUAGUAGUGAUCUCGGUAAGAGUAUUAGUCUAUCACUUUGCCUCUUCAACAAAUUUAAAAUAGUUAGGCUGCACCUUCUUAAAAUUAUCUUCACACAAGUUUCAGCUACUAAUAUACUACUUUGCCUUUUUUCCUUCCAGCUAGCACUCUAAAAUUACUUCAGCUUCACACCCUUAUCAUCAAAAUAGUGCAAAUAACACAAGUGUACUAGCUACUUUUUGAUUUCUAACUCAUUUUUAUAAAAAAAAAAAAAAAAAAAAAAAAAAAGAAAGAACUUGAACUUCCUUUUUUGAGACCAUAAAUGAAGAAAACCCCACAGAAAUCAAAGGGGUACAAACAUAAUGUUUGGGUCAUAAUCAACGUAACGCCAGCGUUGGUGCACUUGUGCUAUGGAUUCUGAUCAGUGUUUACAUGAAUUAAGCUUAUACAAAGAAGGAUCAAAGACGGGAAAAUGGCUAAUUUCUUUUCGCUAGGUGCAGGAAGUGGAAACCAAGAGCAACAACAACAACAAGAAAUUAGCAGCUGCCACCGUAGCAACAAUCAUAACCCCGCAGUACCCACGGAGAUCAGCCAAGAGAGUUGGUUCUUGUACAGAAAUGAUCAUAAUAAUCAAGAAAUACCAACCACUUAUAAAGGCUUCGAGCUAUGGCAAAGUGAUACUACAACUCAACACCAACCUGAACAAAACCAACACCAACAACAACAUCAGUUUCGUCACCCAAUAUAUCCUUUGCAAGAUUUUUAUUCCACUGCUGUUGGAUUAGGUGUGGGUCCAAGCCGAAGUGGCUUCGAUUUAUCUGCAGGUGAUCAUGAGGCAUCAAGGUCGGGAUUCAUGAUGAUGAGGAGUGGUGGAGGAGGAAUUAGCUGCCAGGAUUGUGGGAACCAAGCUAAGAAAGAUUGUCAACAUAUGAGGUGUAGGACUUGUUGUAAGAGCAGAGGGUUUCAGUGCCAAACUCAUGUGAAAAGCACUUGGGUUCCAGCAGCUAAAAGGAGAGAAAGGCAACAACAACUUAUGGCUUUGCAACAAGAAGGACAUAAUAAUAAUAACAAUAAUAAUAAGUCUAAAAGGCAAAGAGAGGAUCCAAGUACUUCUUCUCUUGUUUCUUCUCGUUUGCCUUCCACCACUACUGGGUUAGAAGUGGGAAAAUUUCCGGCAAAAGUAAGUACAAGUGCAGUAUUUCAGUGCAUUCAAAUGAGUUCAAUUGACGACGCUGAGGAUCAGUUAGCAUAUCAAGCCGCUGUGAGCAUUGGUGGACACGUAUUCAAAGGAAUUUUAUAUGAUCAAGGUCAUGAAAGUCAGUACAAUAACAUGUCUGCAGCCGGUGGCGAUACUUCUUCUGGUGGUAGUGCUGGAGUUCAGAACCAUCAUAAUUCCACUGCAGUGGCCACCGCCAUUACAAGUGGCGGUGCUGGUACUGCAGUGCGGCCAACCGAAGCCUCGAAUUUUCAUGAUCCUUCAUUAUUUCCAACUCCCCUUAGCACGUUCAUGGUAGCUGGUACGCAAUUUUUUCCACCUUCAAGAUCUCCUUGAUCAUCAAAAGUACUUUAAUCACCGAAUAUUGACAUUGAGUUUUCUUUUUAUUACGUGAAGAGAUUCUAGGAAUAAUAGGAGAGAAACGAAGGUUGGGGUGGUGUCUGGUUUUUUGUUGAAAUAUCGAUGUAGAAUUGAGUUGUUUACAUUAAUUCUCUUUUUGAAUUCUACAUAAAGUUGUUAUUUUUCUUUCUUUGGGGCUGAA
Messenger RNA from Capsicum annuum, 1987 nucleotides. Its product is annotated as protein EXPRESSION OF TERPENOIDS 1. The transcript has 3 exons. The coding region runs from base 703 to 1782 and encodes 359 amino acids. Gene Ontology annotation, molecular function: DNA-binding transcription factor activity; DNA binding. NCBI's taxonomy places the organism in Eukaryota, Viridiplantae, Streptophyta, Magnoliopsida, Solanales, Solanaceae. Gene Ontology annotation, biological process: positive regulation of DNA-templated transcription. Gene Ontology annotation, cellular component: nucleus. The record is from RefSeq and is a predicted model, not a curated record.